CUACCAGUCCAACAUGAAACUUUUGAUUUUGUUGGCUUUGUCAUGGAAAUUUUCGUUUUCCAUGAAUUCAUUUGAAUUCUGUAAUUUCUGUAACCCGGGAGAAUUGUACCUGAACUGCGAUAGUGACGAAUGUGACAGUGAACAGAUUCACACCAUCAAGGAUGAAAGUGUUAUCUGUGGAGAUGAGGAAGUACUCAGGGAGAACAUCACGACCCUCAGUAUUAGGCGAUGCAUUUUUAACGAGUUCAAUUUGUUUAAAAACUGCACAUUGCUCAAACUGCACUAUAUUGAAGAUAUGCAUUCGAUGCAAAAGGAGACACUCAGUGAAAUGAAUCAGUUGACAAACAUCGAACUCAUGUAUACAGAUCCUGAAGAUCUGACAUGGCUAGCAUCGGCCAUUUCUGGUCUAGCAAAUUUGCGAUCAGUUCAUUGUUACGGUUACAAUUUAACAAAGAUGAGUGCAUCAUCGUUUCAAGGCGUCCACCACUUAAAGAAAUUGCUUAUCGCAGAGUAUACGAAUCCAACAUUGUCAUCAUUGCCUCCUGGUCUGUUUCGCGAUUUGAAUCAAUUGGAAACUUUGAUUCUUCAUUUGGGUCAUUUGUCAAAUUUCAGUGCCAUUGACUUUACCGGAUUGGAAAAAUUGACGUCGUUAAACAUAAAUAUGAAGCAAAUUUCGUUUAUACCUACAAAGAUGUAUAUUCCGAAGAGUCUAAGAUAUUUGGUGCUACAGGACAAUGGUAUCCGCGACAUUGCAUCAACUUCAUUCUCACAAAUGCCCAAUUUAAUUCGCCUGGAAAUGAGUCUCAAUCAAAUUGAGCGGCUACCCGCAAACGCCUUCAUCGAAUUAACUGAUUUGAGAGUGUUAAAUUUGUGGGAUAAUUCCAUUGAUCGCAUUGAAAAUGGUGCAUUUACGAACUUGAAAAAUUUGAAAAAAUUAGAUUUGAGAAACAACAAACUUACUGCUCUGGACGAAUACACUUUCAGAGGACUUCGUAAUUUGAAAUAUUUGAGUUUGAGGGGCAACUCAAUAUCGACCAUAAGUGUCAACGCAUUUUCGGGUUUACCCAAUUUGGUCCAAUUAAUCUUACGCAAACAAGAUGGACUGGAAACUAUUGACUUGAAUGCAUUCCCGCAGUUUGUUGACUUACAGACGAAAACUGUUAUUUAUACUGCAAUAAGCACGGAGCCAGAUGAUUUUGAAAAGAAGGAAAUGGAACGACUUGAAGACCCCAAUUAUAUGGAAUUAUUCGGAAGUUUUUAUAUAGGCAAGCCAGAUCAUCAAGUCGAUUUGCACAAUUUGACGAAAAGUAUGGCAGACCAAUCUCUAAUUUUGGGCAAUUUGGAUUUGUCAAUUAAUCGAAUCACUUCCAUAAACGUUGAAAAAAGCCUAGUUUAGCUGAAGUUAAUUUACAAUAUUUUGCAUGUUUUGUAUCAUCAGAUUUUAACCCAAUAAAAACAGUCAUUUUGA
Molecule: messenger RNA, 1468 nt
Organism: Bradysia coprophila
Lineage: Eukaryota; Metazoa; Arthropoda; Insecta; Diptera; Sciaridae
Molecular function (GO): protein binding
Source: RefSeq, a predicted model, not a curated record